This is a messenger RNA of Acanthaster planci (crown-of-thorns starfish), 1557 nucleotides long. Its product is annotated as beta-microseminoprotein-like. Lineage: Eukaryota; Metazoa; Echinodermata; Asteroidea; Valvatida; Acanthasteridae. The record is from RefSeq and is a predicted model, not a curated record.
AAAGAGAUAUGUCCAUGGAGACGUAUUCAACACCGAGACAAUAUUGACCGGCCUUCGGAAAAAUUGGCACAUAGUUCAAAUCAAGUACAAUAUCCAACUGUGACACUGAAAAGGGAAUAUACAUCAGGAACACCGGGACUGACGCGCAUAAGUGUCAUCGACAGAGCUGAAAGACAAAGACAAGCUAUACUUUCAAAGAGCUUCCACCAAGGUACGUAUGGUGUAUCGCCAACUCGAGAGUUUUCGGAGCCAUGCAAUAGCUUUCAAAUAUCAAAAAUCACAAUGAGAUCGGCUGUCAUCUUGGUCAUCACCCUGCUCGUUGUUGCAGCAGCCAACGCUGCCAUUCUCCGCCUGCAACAUUAUGAUUGCACCCCUGAGGAGAAACUCGAUAUCGCUGGAACCAACGGCAUUCCACACUGCUACGAGUGCGAAUGUGUAGCAAAUGGCGAUCAAACCACAGGCGCAUCCUGCCAUGGAACGGUGAUGAUACCAUACUAUGACCGCAGCAAAUGCGAAGGAUACCUUGAUAAAGAAAAGUGCGUGUUUGUUUUGACGAACAAGAAGGACCCGGAAGAGGUGUGUGAAAUCAUGGGAGGAAAAAUGAAUUAAAAGGCACACAACGAUAAAGGGGAAACGAGCUGUUAUUUAAGAAAUUUGCUCUUUUGGAUUAAUUUAGAACUUGGUAAAAUGACGUACAGAUUGAGCUUGGGGUAACUCCGUUCCCCCGUAUGUUUCUAUUUUUUAAAUUGGAAACGCCAAAAAUAAGUUUCUUUGUCAGAGUUUUAGAAGAAGACCCAACCUUAAUGGACUUUCUGGCGUUGCUCCUAGGAUGUCUAUUUACACUUAUUUGCUCACUGGAAUCAUUUGCAGCUUUCCUUGAUGUCGAUUUCAUAGCAAAGUGUAAAAACGUAUGCAGUCUUGAUUCAAUAUCAUGAAAUGUUAUGUUGACACCCUGGCGACAUCGUUGGAUUUUUGAAUUACAAGAAAGUAUGAGUCAAAAAAGCGCAAGUCAAAAAUCUGAUAAUCCGUGUGAAAGUAAUUGCAGUAUUUUCCCAUUUCUCAUUCCCCCUUGAAAGUACACAAGUGAGAUAACCUGUUUUGCCAUGCAAAGAUGAUUGCUGUCUAGUAUGUUUGAAAAAGAACCAUUAUUAAUUAUUUGUAAUGUCGCUAAAAUAGAGGUUCGUAUAUCCGACAUGAUCUAGCUCGAGACCCUUUUCCCCAAAGUUUGCUCGUUUAAUUAAUGUCCGUUUAUCAUUUUGGGUAUAUAUUCUUUUGAAAUUAAUUAUUCUUGUUUAUCCAUUUGAUCAAAAAUGCAUGCGAAAUUUCGUGGAGGGAGUUAACAUUUCUAUAGUCAUACAUUAUAGUCAUACACAUUAUGACGGGGGAUAAUGACCAACAAUCCUGAGAUUAUCUCACAUUGCCAUUGCUUAAACGAUCAAUACACAAGUUGCUACAUGGUAAUGAAGUGUUCUGCACUGCAUGUUCUAAAGACUGGGCCAGAAGCCACUUACUGCAUAUGUAUUUAGAUUAAUUAUUUAUUAAAUUGCAAAUAUCUCA